AUGGGCGAAGAAGACGAACAGGGCAUGGCAAGUCAAACUCAACCGUUGAUUGAAAAUACCAACAGUACCAGCAGUAACCAUAGCGACCACACCCUACCCAUGGGCGACAACAACGACAACGGCGGCAUGGCCAAAGGCCACAGUGGUCUGGACGCCCUGUUUCACCAAUAUUUCGGCCACAACCCCGAAUUCUUCAAGCAAGCCUUCAAGUUCGCGUUGUGCUUUUGUGGAUUGCAAGCUUCCUACUUGACUUGGGGAUACAUGCAAGAGCUCAUCAUGACGACUCAAUUCCAUCCCACAAAUCGAGUGCCCGAAGGAAAAUUCCCUUCCGCGGCAUUUUGUGUCUUUUCCAAUCGAUUCUUGGCCGUCAUUGUCGCGCUCAUCUCGGUACGAAUCCGAAAGGGAGCCUUCUUUGCCAACAACAAAGCACCAUUGAUCGCAUUCACUCCCUGUGCUCUAUCCAACACCAUGAGUAGCUGGAGUCAAUAUGCAUCCCUCAAAUACGUGUCUUUCCCAGUCCAGACCGUCUUCAAGAGCUCCAAGAUCAUUCCGGUCAUGAUGAUGGGCAAAGUCUUGAAGGGAACCAACUAUCCCCUCGGACAGUACGUCGAAGCCUUGCUCAUCACUGUUGGAGUCGCCAUUUUCUCAAUCAUGAGCAAAAGCUCCGAUUCCGAUAAAAACACCGAGUUGAUCGGAUUGGUCUUUUUGCUUUGCUAUAUCUCUUUUGAUUCUUUCACUUCACAGUGGCAAGACAGAGUCUACACCGAAUAUGGAAGAGCCAAUGUAGACCCAUACCAAAUGAUGCUCGGAGUCAACAUGUCCGCUAUUAUUAUCACUACCACCGGUCUUCUCAUCACUGGAGAUUUCCCCAUUGUAUGGGAAUUCCUACUGGCCAAUCCUGUCGCCUUUCGAUACAAUGUCAUUACGGCCAUUACGUCGGCUUCAGGACAACUCUGCAUCUUUUAUACCAUCAAAGAGUUUGGUCCCAUUGCCUUUACAAUCAUCAUGACUACGCGACAAAUGUUCUCCAUUUGCAUUUCGGCAUUCAUCUUCAAUCACCAAAUCUCGUUCAAGGCAGCUAUUGGAGCUAUCUUGGUGUUCUCUGUCAUUUUCUACCAAAUUCGAAGAAAGUACCUCGCACGUCAAGGAGCAAAAGCCAAAGUGUCACCCACACCCAGCAAGUCAUGA
This is a messenger RNA of Seminavis robusta, 1188 nucleotides long. The record is from the annotation of a GenBank genome assembly. NCBI's taxonomy places the organism in Eukaryota, Bacillariophyta, Bacillariophyceae, Naviculales, Naviculaceae.